Messenger RNA from Phalacrocorax carbo (great cormorant), 3957 nucleotides. The record is from RefSeq and is a predicted model, not a curated record. NCBI's taxonomy places the organism in Eukaryota, Metazoa, Chordata, Aves, Suliformes, Phalacrocoracidae.
CUGUGACAGCAGCUCUUGGGUUUUUCUCAUCUGAGCCCAAGAAGCUUGUUUAUGGAGAGCUUCCAUCUGCUGGCUCCUCUGGCAUCUGCUGCAUGGGCAGGCUGGCUGUCUCAAGGAAGCACUGGCCUUUGCCUCCUUCAGGAAGACUCCAAGAUUUAAUGAAAUGGCUCAAGAAGAGAUGGAAGUUGAUCUCCAGCAGGCGGCUGGCUACUCUGUAGAGAACCUCAGGACGUUUUUCACCGAGCCCUCUGGUUAUGCUGUGCUGUCAUCCCAUGCUUCAGUGCUCAGUGAAGGAGGAGACAGCAUUACAGUUCUCCCUGCUGAUGACGCUGUUGUCAUACCAAAUGCUGACACAACAAGGGAAGCGGCUGCUGAGCCUGAGCCACAGUUGAGUCCUGCCCUGGCUCUCAACAGACUGCAAAGGCUACAAGGGGCGUUUGAUCCGUAUCGGCCGUUGCCUGUGCCGCAGGUCACACAGCGUCUGCGAGUGACGAGAGCUCGCAGGCAACAGAGAAUUGGUGGUUCCCAGAGGACUGUCAGUGCCAGGACAGCAUUGGACAGUUACUUUCAACUCAGCAGGACCCAAGAGCCAGCUACAGGACCAGUUCCACAUCUGGAUCCCUUGCAUAUUGCAAGGCCCAGCCAGGAACACAGCUCAGAUGAAACCAUAGAAGUGAGCAACUCUGACAACAGCACCUCGGAGGAGGAGGAAGCAGUGGAGGCACCACUGCUGUUACCGUCAGCCCAGGAGACACCUCCAGCAGCUAGCUCAGGAGUUUCCAGUCAGGUCCAAGCAGAGCCACCCCAAGCUUUGUCUCAGGCUUCUGUGGAACGCGGUAGUCAUGGAGAUGAAGAGGCUGAAGUCCAGCAAAAGCAGAGAACUCCACUAAAGAAACUGGAGCCAUCAGUUCCUGUUGCACCGCUGGAUGAGGAAGAAGGGGAUACCUGUGCGAUCUGCUUUGAGCAGUGGACCAAUGCUGGGGACCACCGUCUCUCGGCAUUGCGGUGUGGGCACCUGUUUGGUUAUACCUGCAUUGAAAGAUGGCUCAAGGGGCAGGGAGGGAAGUGCCCCCAGUGCAAUAAGAACGCGAAACGUUCUGACAUUGUGAUACUGUAUGCUCGUACUUUGAAAGCGCUGGAUACCAGUGAACAGGAACGCAUGAAAAGCUCUCUAGAAAAGGAGCAGAUAUUGCGGAGACAGGCGGAACUGGAAUCUGCACAGAGCCGUCUCCAGCUGCAGGUUUUGACAGAUGAAUGCAGCAAACUCCGCAAGCAAGUUCAGGAGCUGAAGGCUGUGGUGGCCCAGCACAAUGUGAGUCCUUCCCAGCAACCUGGUAGCUCCCGCACCUGCCUCCCAGGCAGCCUCCCCUCCAGCCAAAGCCAGCGCAAGUACCACUUGGAAAAGGUUUUUGUGGUGUCUCAGACUGGGAACUGCAGAGUAAUGGCAUACUGUGACUCACUGAGUUGUCUUGUGGUAUCACAGCCUUCUCCACAGUCUACUUUUAUUCCUGGUUGUGGUGUUAAGAUGAUGAGCGUGGCCAACCUGAAGAGCAGUCAGUACAUCCCCAUCCACAGUAAACAGAUUCGGGGACUGGCUUUUGGCAAUCGAGCAGAUGGCUUGCUGCUCUCUGCUGCUCUGGACAACACUCUCAAACUUACCAGCUUGGCAACAAAUACUGUGGUGCAGACAUACAACGCUGGCCGUCCUGUCUGGAGCUGCUGCUGGUGUCUUGAUGAUACAAACUACAUCUACGCUGGACUAGUCAAUGGCUCUAUCAUGAUAUAUGAUUUGAGAGACACGAACUCUCACGUCCAGGAACUAGUCCCUCAGAAGUCUAGGUGCCCCAUGGUAUCACUCUCCUAUCUGCCCCGGAUGGCCUCUGCAUCACUGCCUUAUGGUGGAAUAUUAGCUGGGACCUUGGAAGGAGCCUGCUUUUGGGAACAGAAGGAUGGCAACUCCUACCGGCCUCAUUACCUGCCGCUGGAACCUGGAGGAUGCAUCGAUAUUCAAACAGAGAUCAGCACACGACACUGCCUCGCGACUUACAGGCCUAGUAAAAAUAACCCAUGUGUGCGUUGUGUGAUGAUGGAACUGACCUGCAGCUCACCGACUGAGGGCUCUGAAGAUGUGGUGUGUUCUUCUAACCCAGUUCAGACUUUCAGUGCUGGGCCCACCUGCAAGCUGCUGACGAAGAAUGCCAUUUUUCAGAGCCCAGAGGAGGAUGGCAGCGUCUUUGUGUGUGCUGGUGAUGAGGCAUCUAAUUCUGCCCUGCUAUGGGAUGCUGGAAGUGGCUCCUUGCUGCAGAAGCUGCAGGCUGACCUGCCUGUGCUGGAUAUCUGCCCCUUGGAAGUGAACCAAACCCACCUCCUGGCCACUCUCACUGAGAAGAUGGUGAAGAUCUACAAGUGGCAUUGAGAUUGGUUGCUCCACCUGCCAGAGAGGCUUUCCAAAUAUGCUGCUGAUUAACCCUACACGACUGCCCAGCCCCAGACUCUGCUGCCCUGCACGUGCUGCUUACUUGAGAUGGAAACCGCUAUGGCACCCUCCUGGCAGUAGGCAGGAACUGGGAUGUGCUGGUGCCUGGAGCAGUUCCCUUCUUCCUCCAUCUUCCUUUUUAGGUCUGACCUUAUUUCUUCUUUGGUCAGUUUUCUUCAGUCAAACUCCACAAGCUUGCCUCAGCACAGCAAUAAUUUUUGGACUGUCUCUAGUGUGUGCUGCUGCACUUUUUUCCAGUGUGAAUACAGCACAAGGACUUGCAAAGCUCUUUUACGAAUCAACAAAGUAAGAGGAACUUGAAAACCUGAGACUCCCACUGUACUUUCUCACAGAGUCCCGCUGUGGUUACUAGGUGAAGAAAAGGUGGCAAUAUCGGCACCUCGCUAGCAUUGCUGAUACUCAGUGUAAAAACAAGUUCACUGCUUUAGGGAACAUACUCCCAUGUUUUCUUGAAGGUCAGUUGGCAGUUAUUCCCUGGUGAGGACAGACCCUAUUUUGUGGCCAUGGAGAGAACAGGCUUGGAAAGUCUACAGAGAACCUUUUUCUUUUGUGGUUCUCCCCCCCGUGAGCUAUGUAAUUUGCACUGUAAUUCCUUAACUCUCUGCCCUGUUUCCUUCCCUUUCUCUCUUCCCUGCUUCACUCGCAAGCAAACUUGGACAGUUUGGUUGUGGAAAAUGGAGCUGGAGAAGUACAGGUAAAGAGGAGGAGAUGAUUCUUGUACUGUUGGCUGCUGAAGUCCAUGGUGUCCUUCCUUAAAGAGUGUGAUGUACUGAAACAUGAUGGUACCUUGGAAAGAAUGCUGGCUGCUUUUUUUUUUGAUGGAAUUCUGCCCCCCCCCACUGCCCUUUGAGGAACUGGUGGAAACUCAGGGAUUUAAUUAGUUUGGUUUCACCAACCUUUUGCCUUCCUUAAACCAUAGUUGCCAGCUCACCAGUGGUCACAGGCAGUUUUCAGUUGUAUUUGUGUGCAAAUGUGCUGCAGACUCUGCUGGUUUACCUAAAUCUGAGCCGAAGGGGUGGGAUCAAAGGUCAGGGGCUGCGUGCUGGCCAGCUGGGCUCCACCCUUACCAUAAAUACGCUGAGGGGUGUGAGAACGUUUAUCUCCAGGUCAGAUUGUGAAAGAGAACUUAGGUUUCAUUUUAUGUUUAACGAAAUCAAACUUGGAAGGAUAUUGGAAGCUGCAAGAGUUCCCGUGCUGGAAGAAUAUCCCUUGGCACACCUCUGCCUUGGGCCAUGGUAAGCAGCACCCAACUUGUUCAGAUUGAGUGUGCUACCACUUAAACUGCCCAAACAAUUUUAUUUUCUGAAGUCUGGGGCUUGCACAGUGUGAUCCUGUUCAUCUUCCAUCUUAAAAAUGAGAUUGAGAAGAUCUCUGUUUAACUUUAUAUUUUUCUGUAUAGUAUUUUGUUCCUAUAUUUGUAUAUACUAUAAAAAUAAAUCAUUUAUAGUUAUGAAAUAAAA